AUGGAGGAGAAGCGGCACUGCUGCGCAGAGCGAACGCGGAACUGUAAAUUCAUCGAGUUUGAAGAUUCUCAAGAACAAGAGAAGAAGGACUUGCAGACCAGAGUGGAAGCAUUGGAAUCACAAACUCGACAGCUUGAACUAAAAGCAAAAAACUAUGCUGAUCAAAUUAGCAGACUUGAGGAGAGGGAGGCAGAACUCAAGAAAGAAUACAAUGCACUUCAUUCAAGACAUACAGAGAUGAUUCACAAUUACAUGGAGCACUUGGAAAGAACCAAACUUCAUCAGCUAUCAGGGGGUGAUCAGCUAGAAUCCACAACACACAGUAGAAUUAGGAAGGAGCGUCCGAUAUCCCUGGGCAUCUUCCCGCUGCCCCCGGGGGAUGCGCUGCUCACGCCCGACGCGCAGAGGGAGGGGGGCGAGACGCCCGGCUCCGAGCACUGGAAGUUCCAUGAGCUAAGCCAGCCACGGUCCCACACAAGCCUCAAGGAUGAGCUCUCUGAUGUUAGCCAAGCAGGCUCAAAAUCUACUACUCCAGCGUCCACAGCUCCUUCAGAUGUACCUGUACUGCCUGCUGAAACUCCUCAAAAGGAAGAUGCUGAAGGGCUUGCUAAGAACACAGAUAUGCCAAAUGAGAAGCUGGACGUAGGCAAGAAUAUUGAAGUACAGGUAGCUCAGGAGACAAGAAAUGUGUCUACUGGUGGAAAUGAAAAUGAAGAAAAAUCUGAAGUCCAGGCAAUCAUUGAGUCAACUCCAGAGUUGGAUAUGGAUAAAGAUCUCAGUGGAUAUAAGGGAUCCAGCACUCCUACCAAAGGCAUAGAGAACAAAGCAUUUGACCGUAACACGGAGUCACUCUUUGAAGAGCUGUCAUCUGCUGGUUCUGGCCUAAUUGGAGAUGUGGAUGAAGGUGCAGAUUUACUGGGAAUGGGUCGUGAGGUUGAAAACCUUAUUUUGGAAAACACUCAGCUGUUGGAGACAAAAAAUGCACUGAAUGUAGUGAAGAAUGAUUUGAUAGCCAAGGUGGAUGAAUUGACCUGUGAGAAGGAUGUACUACAAGGUGAAUUAGAGGCUGUAAAACAAGCAAAACAAAAGCUUGAAGAGAAGAAUAAGGAACUAGAAGAAGAGCUGAGAAAAGCUCGUGCAGAAGCAGAGGAAGCGAGACAGAAAGCUAAAGAGGAUGAUGAUAGUGAUGUCCCCACCGCUCAGCGGAAGCGUUUCACUCGUGUGGAAAUGGCCCGUGUCCUGAUGGAAAGAAAUCAGUAUAAAGAGAGGCUGAUGGAGCUUCAGGAAGCUGUCCGAUGGACAGAGAUGAUCAGAGCAUCAAGAGAAAAUCCAGCCAUGCAAGAAAAGAAGAGAUCAAGCAUUUGGCAGUUCAUGCCAGCUCGUUUUAGCAGACUCUUCAGUUCAUCUAGCAAUACAGCUAAGAAACCAGAACCUCCUGUGAAUGUUAAAUAUAAUGCUCCAACCUCGCAUAUUACUCCAUCAGUCAAGAAAAGAAGCAGCACUUUAUCUCAAUUACCGAGUGACAAAUCUAAAGCCUUUGAAUUCCUCAGUGAAGAAACUGAAGCCAGUUUAGCCUCACGCAGAGAGCAGAAAAGAGAGCAGUACCGCCAAGUGAAAGCACAUGUUCAGAAAGAGGAUGGUAGAGUGCAAGCAUUUGGCUGGAGUCUACCUCAGAAGUACAAACAGGUGGCAAAUGGUGGACAGGGUGAGAAUAAGAUGAAGAACUUGCCUGUACCUGUUUACCUGAGACCUUUAGAUGAGAAGGAUACCUCUAUGAAGCUGUGGUGUGCUGUAGGGGUGAACCUGUCAGGAGGGAAAACACGAGAUGGUGGGUCAGUGGUUGGUGCUAGUGUGUUCUACAAUGAUGUGACUGGUGUGGACGCAGAUGGCAACAAGCAGCAAACAGGAUCUCAAAGUAGCUUAGAUAGACUAGACCAAGAGCUCAAGGACCAGCAGAAGGAGCUGAAACAUCAGGAAGAAUUAUCCAGUCUAGUUUGGAUCUGUACUAGCACACAUUCUGCUACAAAAGUUAUCAUUAUUGAUGCUAAUCAACCAGGAAAUAUUCUGGACAGUUUCAUUGUUUGCAAUUCUCAUGUGCUUUGUAUUGCUAGUGUACCAGGGGCAAGGGAAACAGACUAUCCUGCAGGAGAAGAAGGGUCUCAGGAAGCAGACCCCAGUCAAGUGGACAAGUCAUCUCUGUGUGGAAGUAUGACCAGCAACAGCUCUGCAGAAACGGACAGCGUGCUGGGAGGAAUAACAGUCGUUGGCUGUACUGCAGAGGGUAUCACAGGAGCACCCACAGCUCACGAUGCAAACGGUGGCUCACCAAUGCCAGAUAAACAGUCAGAUACUGCAACUGAAAGUAAUUCAGUAGAUGAGAACAUUCCAACAGCAGAGGAGGCAACAGAAGCAACAGAAGUCAAUGCAGGGACAGGAGAAGACACAGCUGAUAUUGCACAAACUGGAGUCUACACAGAGCAUGUCUUUACAGAUCCUCUGGGAGUGCAGAACACAACAGAGGCAUCUCCAGUGUACCAGCCUAGUACUGAGUCAGAGUUAUAUAAAGAUGUUGCAGUUUUGCCAAAUGAGCAAGAUUUAGUGAGAGAAGAAGCACAGAAAAUGAGCAGCCUCUUACCAACAAUGUGGCUUGGAGCACAGAAUGGAUGCCUGUAUGUUCAUUCGUCAGUGGCGCAGUGGAGGAAAUGUGUUCAUGCCAUUAAACUUAAAGAUUCUAUUCUCAGUAUUGUACAUGUAAAAGGAAUAGUAUUAGUUGCACUAGCUGAUGGAACACUAGCAAUAUUUCACCGAGGAGUUGAUGGUCAGUGGGAUUUGACAAACUAUCACCUCUUAGACCUGGGCCGGCCGCAUCAUUCGAUAAGGUGCAUGACAGUGGUACAUGACAAAGUCUGGUGUGGCUACAGGAACAAAAUCUAUGUUGUUCAACCAAAGGCCAUGAAAAUAGAGGCAAGUUAA
Molecule: messenger RNA, 2973 nt
Organism: Merops nubicus (carmine bee-eater)
Lineage: Eukaryota; Metazoa; Chordata; Aves; Coraciiformes; Meropidae
Gene: SPAG9
Product: sperm associated antigen 9
Exons: 25
Coding region: 1-2973 (990 amino acids)
Biological process (GO): vesicle-mediated transport
Cellular component (GO): cytoplasm
Molecular function (GO): kinesin binding; MAP kinase scaffold activity; signaling receptor complex adaptor activity
Source: RefSeq, a predicted model, not a curated record